This is a messenger RNA of Symbiodinium pilosum, 519 nucleotides long. The record is from the annotation of a GenBank genome assembly. Lineage: Eukaryota; Dinophyceae; Suessiales; Symbiodiniaceae.
AUGAACAACUUGAGCUGCAAGGAGGAGAGGCACAACAUUUUUGCGGAGUUCAUUGCUGCCGAACUCUUGGAUUCGAGCAAGGGCUACGUCCUGGAAGUCGCUGGAGGGAAAGGAGCCCUGGCGAUUGCCUUGCAAGCACGUGGCGUUGAAGAUGUGGUGGUCAUCGACCCCAGGCCCAUAGCUGAGAGCCAGUGGACAGAUGCUUCCGCCACCCACACGCCAGAUACGGAGGCAGACAUUCACUCUGAGACCGCCGUGCGGCGGGUCAGGGCAUACUUUGACGAUUCAUCCCGUGACUUGGUCAGCGAUUCGCUUGCUGUGGUUGCCAUGCACCCGGAUGAGGCCACAGAUGCAGUGGUGGACCAGGCUCUGCAAGCCCAGCGCCCCUUCGCCGUGGCUCAGCGAAUUCACCGAUACAGCGGGCUUAUUCGCUUCCUGCGGGAGAAGGCCAGGGCUGCCAUGGGCUUUUCGCUGCCUGUUGAGCUAGUUUUCAUUGCAGAGUACAUUGCUGUAGAGUAG